Molecule: messenger RNA, 666 nt
Organism: Caenorhabditis remanei
Lineage: Eukaryota; Metazoa; Nematoda; Chromadorea; Rhabditida; Rhabditidae
Exons: 3
Coding region: 1-666 (221 amino acids)
Source: RefSeq, a predicted model, not a curated record
AUGACAUCGAAUGUUCAUAACCGUUGUUCUUGUGAAUAUGACGAAGCAGAUGCAUCAUCUCUUCUAGUCCAAUCUGAAACUGUUCCUAACAUCACUAUUCCUGCGAUGCUAAGAUUGACUACCGAACGAACCAAUAAAAUUCAGACUUAUGUGUUCUUUCCAUUGGAUGAUCGUAUCUAUAAUAUGGUCAAUCAUUCUUCUACCGAAUAUGAACAAUUUGCUAAAGCAACUCUUCAAGUUUUUGAGAAUGCAGCAAUUCCGCAAAUUAAUUUGUUUGGAAUCUUCUCUCGUAGAACUGUGGAGUUAGAUUGUAUCAUGCUGGGAACAAAAGAAGGGAUUUUCUAUGGCGUUGAAAAACGAGAAUUAGUGCACAAACGACUGAGAAAGUAUUGCAAAAUACACAAACCAUAUUGCGACUUCUUGUGCAAGUACAUGCCAGGAAACAAAUCAUACAAAUUGAUCGAUGGAGGGUUUGCAAUUUUGUACCUUCCCAAUUUUGAACACGAUCAAACUCAUUUGAGACGUGCGAGAUAUAUUGGACUAUUUGGUGGGAACGCAUACUUUUUGGAACUAGACAGCGGCAAUGUGAGUUUCAAUAUGGAUUUCAAAUUUGAAAAGAUUUCCAGAUUUGCUUCAUCAAAAGUCGGAAUGAAUGUCGGAUCAUAA